Molecule: messenger RNA, 1943 nt
Organism: Manihot esculenta (cassava)
Lineage: Eukaryota; Viridiplantae; Streptophyta; Magnoliopsida; Malpighiales; Euphorbiaceae
Product: beta-1,4-mannosyl-glycoprotein 4-beta-N-acetylglucosaminyltransferase
Exons: 3
Coding region: 626-1717 (363 amino acids)
Biological process (GO): protein N-linked glycosylation; N-acetylglucosamine metabolic process
Cellular component (GO): membrane
Molecular function (GO): beta-1,4-mannosylglycoprotein 4-beta-N-acetylglucosaminyltransferase activity
Source: RefSeq, a predicted model, not a curated record
GAUGAUACUCUCUCACACGUUCUCUUCGGUCCUCCUUUCGUCAUGGCAUGUGUCUCUUGAUACUAACCUUUCUCUCUCUACAAAGGCGUUCUCUCUCUCUGGCUUUCAGCUAAAAAGGCUUCAACUUUAACCAGUGGCCCUGUUUUCUUCCUCAAAUCGUAAUGGAAAUGGCGGAAGGUAUUAAAUUGUAAUUUUACACGAACUGGCGGGAAAUCUUUAGAGUGAUUGUAUCAGUAUCGCUCCUCAUGCACCUUCAUUAUGGAAUUAUAUUCUAAUUCUAUUACUUGGACGAUUCCUGGAUUGUGAGAGGAGAAUUGGGAUUACUUUAGUCAUCAGGAAACACAUUACAUCAGGUUGUUUGACCUUGAUAGCUGUUAAUACUUUAUUUAUAAGUUUGUGCUUUAUAUUUACACUUGCAAAGAAACCGCUGGGGAAACAGGAAGCAUAAGUUUAUCAGCCAGUGGUGAUGCUUAGAUCAUCUGUGACUAGACCUUCUUUUGACCUCAGUUCUGAGCUGUUUUUCAAUGACCAGGUGAUUAGCAUAAGUAGAGCCAUGAUUCUUCGGAUGAUCAGAUUGAGACUAAUAUGCCAGUAACUCUACCUCAGUAUCUUUCUAUUCUGAAGCAUGGCCCCUCGAUCUCUCCGCUUAAUCUCCAAAAGCUCAACUCGAAGGCUUCUUUUUGGUAUACCCUUGGUACUUGUGUCAAUUUUUAUGAUCGGAAUCUUCACAUAUGCCCAGAAAAUCUCCUAUUUUUUCCGUCCACUUUGGGAUAAUCCCCCUCCUCCCUUCGAGCAUCUGCCUCACUAUUAUGCAGAGAAUGUUUCAAUGGAACAUCUUUGCCACCUUCAUGGUUGGUCUCUACGUCAUGAACCUCGUCGUGUCUUUGAUGGCAUCAUCUUCAGCAAUGAGCUAGACAUUCUUGAAGUCAGAUGGCGUGAGCUUCAUCCGUACAUCACUAAAUUUGUAAUCCUUGAAUCUAACACCACUUUUACUGGUGUACCUAAACCCCUCUUCUUUGCCUCAAACCAGGGCCGGUUUGCCUUUGCUGAGGGCAAGAUUGUACAUGGUGUAUUUUCUGGCCGUACUACUAUCCAUGGGUGUCAUGAAGAUCCUUUUGUGCUCGAGUCAGAGCAGCGGGCAGCUAUGAAUAGUUUGAUUCUCCGUUCAGGGAUUUCAGGUGGUGAUUUGCUUAUUAUGUCAGAUGCUGAUGAGAUUCCAAGCCCUCACACAGUGAAACUACUACAAUGGUGUGAUGGAAUACCACCAAUCUUGCAUCUGGAACUAAGGAAUUACAUGUACUCAUUUGAGUUCCCUGUAGAUUACAGUAGCUGGCGUGCUACAGUCCAUAUUUAUGGCCCUUGGACCAGAUACCGGCAUUCACGUCAAACUGACAUUAUCUUUUCUGAUUCUGGAUGGCAUUGUAGCUUUUGCUUUCGAAGACUUCAGGAAAUUGUGUUCAAGAUGACUGCUUAUAGUCAUGCAGAUAGAGUGAGAAAAAAAGAUUAUCUAAAUCACUCGAGGAUUCAGAAAAUCAUUUGCACUGGAAAUGAUCUGUUUGAUAUGCUCCCAGAGGAAUACACAUUUCAGGAGUUGAUUAAGAAGCUGGGUUCAAUACCUCAUUCGGCUUCUGCAGUUCAUCUUCCUGCAUAUUUGUUAGAAAAUGCAGAGAAGUUUAAGUUUCUUCUUCCUGGUGGAUGUUUACGAUCGGCAGAAUGAAGGUUAGGUUAAUGAGCAGCCCCAAAUAAUACGUGAGAAAAUGUUUAGAUGUUAGUUCUGUACUAAACUUUGUCUUGCUUUUUCCUCUUGAGGCUUGAGUUCAUAAUUUUAUUGGGGAUACAAAGGCCGUAUCACCCACUUCAUUGUGUUGCAAUCGUUGCGUAUGUUUUUGAAUUCCUGAUAGUAGAUGAGAACAAUUUUUUAGAGAGAUUUUUUUUUGGCACCA